This is a messenger RNA of Topomyia yanbarensis, 5991 nucleotides long. It is a transcript of the gene bbg, whose product is annotated as mediator of RNA polymerase II transcription subunit 1. The transcript has 9 exons. The coding region runs from base 849 to 4721 and encodes 1290 amino acids. NCBI's taxonomy places the organism in Eukaryota, Metazoa, Arthropoda, Insecta, Diptera, Culicidae. Gene Ontology annotation, molecular function: protein binding. The record is from RefSeq and is a predicted model, not a curated record.
UAGCAGUCAUAUGCAGCAGUCAGUCUAGUUCAGCACAUUCACCGGAUCGGGUAGGCAGACCGCCGGUACUGGAGUUUCGGUUUUCGUUCGGUUCAGCUGCGGGCGCGUGUGCGUGUGUGUUGUGUAUAGUUCGAAAAAAAGGAAGAGCUCAACGCGUCAGAAGUGCGGAGAUUGUGAAAGAAAGGAACGGCUAGUGAAACACGCUCAUGCCUUUCGAAAGCGCAUGCAUACUUUAGUGAGUGAGCUAAUGAAGCGAAGAAAUCAGAAAAAAAUGAACAAAAAUAAAUAAUAACACAGAAUUACAACCGAAGUGAACUUGAAGUCGACGUGAGGAAAUAAAUAAAAACCGGGAAGUGUGUGAAUGUUCGUUGGGAGCAUGCUGUAAGAGGCGGUGUUCUAAGAACCUACAGUCCCUAUCGGUGAACACGAUCUUGACAAUUUGGAGAACGACCAAGCCAUAACAAUAAAAGUGCCAACAAGUGUUUUUCUUUCUCUCUCUCUCUCCCUCUGCCAACCAUCCAUUAUUAUUGGUGGAGCUGUUCGACACGACGACGACGACGACGUGCCAGGAAACGGAUGGAAAUUUAAUUCGUUUCAAUUGAUAGUUUGACAUUUUCAAGCGUAGCAUUCAAUAGAUAAGAGUGUUGUGUUUCUUGUUUGCCUGAUCGGUUGAAGUAUCUGUCUCUGUCUGGCUGUGUGUGUGUAUACCUACAGCAUCAUGCCUGGUGUGAAGUGAAAACACGUGAGAGUAUUCUAUAUCGAACACAGACGACAGUUCCGCCGAAUCGUGUCCCCAGCCAGCAGAUGGUUCCGAGGUUGUUACAUUCGGGUGCGCGCAGGAUAGUUCGAUGAUGGAACCGAGAGUGAUCUUCCUCAAGCCGAAGAACAGCAGAAGUGGUAGUUAUAGCAACAAAGAAUCAACCAAUUCUUCCCAUCAAAUACUAACGCCUGCUGGUGCCCCUGUCGCCGGUAGCAACAUCACCACCUCCAUCGGCACCAACGAGGACGCCGACGAACUGAACGCAACCAGCAGCCAAACUGUCACGAUUAUGGACCAAAUGAAUAAUGUGGUGACGACAACGACGACAGCUACCGCCAUCGCCAGUACCGUGCAUCAGCAGACGAGUGCCGUAGUAGUAGUGGCUCCGACGACCACGACGAUUGGCUACCACAGACUAGCGGCAGUAGCAGCAGCAGCAGCAGCACCACCAGCAUUCUCACGGCUGCCACCGGACGGGCAUGAAUUUCCGCCAAACUUUAGCGAACCGAGCGUCGCGACGAUGACUGUCAUCAACGGAGGAAGCACCGGUGCCCCUAUCGGUGCCAAGGGAGAUAAACAUUCCAGCUACGACGACAUUCCCGAUCUACCGAAAAGUCACCCUCCACCCGUACCUCGCAAGGUCUACCGGCAGGAUCUGGUUCUGAAAGCGCUUGAUCAGAACCUAUCACCCGAGGCCGUCUUCAAGAAACCACCCGUCUUUCCGUCAUCCCAGCCAACCCGUUCCAAUUCGCUGGUGGCCGAGCACACUAGUUCCGGAAAGGCGGCAAAUGGCGGCGAAGAAACACGCCGUCGAUCGUUCGACAUUCAUGAAAUUAACAAACCACCCACUCGGGUAACUCUGGUCGGAUCCAACUGGCGCAAAGAUGAAAAAUCCGAGCGCAGCGUCCGCGAUAAAAUUGCCAUGUUCUCCAAUGGGUCCGGUGGCAGUGGCGGCGGCGGUGGUGGAGGAGGAGGCUCAGAGAAUGAAGGUUCUCCGGUGCUACGGAAGUUUAGCAAAGAUUUCACCAAGAGUUCGGAGAAUUUGCUUGGUGUUGGCGAUGGAGGGUAUUCCAGGAAAGGCGUUGAUCCAAUUGAGGCCUAUGCUACGCUGAGAAAGAAAGCCCAUAGCGUUGAGAAUUUGGAUGAAGUAGAUAGCAUUCAGAAUGGCAGCGAGUUCAAACCCUUGGAUAACGGAGGGUACAAGACCAAGUUCAGUCUGGAAACUUCGAAACCGGUGGUUUUAGGUAAAGCAUACAGCGUGGAAAAUUUAAACCCUUCCAAUGGAGUCAAAACAAUGAGUGAUGAUAACAAAUUGGACAGCGGAGGACUGUUUGGGAAUGCUAAGCUUCUUUCUAGAACAACUAGCUUCUCUGGGUAUUCUAACGGAAACAGUCUAGCUUCGAUCAAUAACAACGUUGAAGAAAGGAGAAAGUCAUCUAUUACGAACCUACUCGAACAGAGAAAGAAAUCGAUGUCGAAGCUGCGAGGUUUGGUUAUUCCUGAGAAAGUACCCGAAACAGAGGUUCUACCAGAUUCCAAGAUCAUCGGUCUUCCGAUCAUCAAAAGCAAAGAUUCCGAAAAGAUUUUAUCCUCCAAUGUACUUAGCAGAACCCCGGACAACGCAUAUGCUAGAAAAACUGCGACGCUGCCAACGCCCUCCAAGUCCAAUGGCAGUCCGUUCACUCCGAUGGUGACACCCAAGCCAUCCGCCGACAUUGGUGGUACUUACAAGAGUAUUUUCCGUAACCUCAACGGUUCCUCGGUUAAAUCUGAACCGAAAGCUGAAAUUGACGAAGAUAUUUUCCGUAGACCUAUCGGCCUGGUACCUCCCGCAAAACCCCCACGAACCUCCCUAGCCUAUCCUCCUCCGAAGGGUCUGGACCAGCGUAGUCAGACUACAGAAGACGAAAGCGACGACAGUGAUUCGGUGCUGAGCUCCCGUGUUUCUUCGCCACCAGUUUCCCCAGUGGCUCCAUCACCGCCGGAAAAGUAUGUCCUUACUCGAACGCUUAGUUCCGAAACGAACACUUCGAUAGCGAGUUCUAACUCAACGUUAACUUCCAGCUCCGGAUCGCAGGCCAGUUGCAGUUCGGUUGGCAGCACUCCGGCGAUCGACAUGAGCCGUCGCAUCUCCAAAUCUUCGUCGAGCGAAAUGAGCAUGAAUCGGAAAAAUGUUCUGGCAUCGGCCAAGAGCCGGAGCGGUCGGGGAGAUCUGAAGAUCGAGGAUGCUGCCAAUGGAAAGUCCAAGCGGUAUGAGGAUGGUGAUAGUACGGAUGGAUAUGAGGAAGAAGAAAGACGGAAGUCAAAGUCAAAACCGAGGGGAUCGAUUAGUAAUGGAAAGAAUGCGGCCAAUGGAUUGGAGGAGAAGGAACUGACACACUACAAGGUGGUGGACACGGUAGACAGUAUUGUAGAUAAGGUAAUAAAGGUCGCUUCCUAUGUCGAGGUCGUUUCGGACAUUGAGGAAAACGCCAGCGUUGAUACGGAAGUGGUUAUUCCUAUGCAGAAACCGAUUGAGCCCGUUAAGGAAAAGAUCAGUUUUAGUGCUUCGAAGAGCAUUUCGGUUGAGAGCGGAACAGCGAAGGCAAUGUCCGAUCUGGCGAAAUGGGUUCGACAUGAAGCAGCGAAGACCAUCGUGAAUAAGGAAACUGAUCUUCCCGCUCGUUCUGAGACGAAAAAGUAUGCUCGAGCGAUUUCCGAUCAAGCUCCUAAAGUCAGAGAGGAGAUCAAGCCAUCUCCAGUCAAACGAGAGCUGCGAUCUUCGGUGGACUCUAAGAAAUUAAACCUGGCAGAAAUUCGAAAGUCUUUCGAGGCCAAAUCUAACAACAGCACUGUGGUUCCCUCGCCCGUCAAAACAAUUUCAAAGGAGCAUUCGACUCCCGUUGGGAAGACUGUCACCAAUCAGCACGAUCGCUUCUCGUCUUGGGAUUCACUGGCAUCUUCCUCGUCGGGAGUAUCCUCACUGCAGGCCAACAGUUUGCUAGGUAAUGCCGUUGCCAACUGCACCGGUUCAUCGCAAACUCUACAAAGCACUCCUUCGGAUUACGGCAGCUUUUCGUCACUGGGCAGCAGUCACAGCCUGAUCACCCCACAGGAUCUACAGCUCAUUAUCGAAGAAGCUGAUCCUCCGCUGGCUGCACCGGAGGCGUUUGUCAUCGUUCUUCAACGGGAGACUCCGGAAUCUAGCAUCGGAAUCACGCUAGCUGGAGGGUCGGAUUACGAAGCGAAAGAGAUUACGAUUCAUAAGAUCUUGAACAACUCCCCUGCGGAGAAAGACGGCCGGCUACGGCGCGGUGAUCGGAUCCUUUCCAUCAACGGACUGAGCAUGCGUGGGCUGACUCAUCGUGAGUCGUUGAGUGUACUUAAGACACCCCGUCCCGAGGUGGUUAUGGUGAUAACCCGUUCCAAAUCGCUGGUCGUCGACAAUAGCAUUUUGGGCAAGACCAAGAGGCCGUCGCUAGGUUCGCUGAGUUCGUUAGCCGAAAAGAACGAAAUUUCCGACUACGAGCGAAAGAUGAAAAUCCAACACAAAGCUUCGCGUUCGCUGGAUCUUGAUCUGGACAUCGUUUCCAACGAAGCUGAAAGUGUCUUCGAUGGAACUGCCUCUGAGGAUGGUCUGCUUUCCGCCGAUGAGUCCAAAUGUUCCUCGAUCACUCCCGCCAGUGAUAAAAUCGUCGCAUCGAACACAUCGAGCGUGGGCAACCGUGUGGUGGACAUCGUAAAAGACGGUGCCGGCUUGGGCUUUUCCAUCGAAGGAGGUUUCGAUUCACCCACCGGAAACAAACCGCUGCUGAUCAAAAAAAUCUUCAUGGGUGGUGCGGCUGAAAAAUCCGGCUUGCUCAAGGCCGGCGAUGAAAUUGUUGCCAUUAACGAGUUCUCGAUCGAGCGCAUGACCCGGAUACAGGUCUGGAACAUGAUGAAAAAGCUACCGAACGGCGGUGUCCGAAUCACGCUCAAGUGAAUGACUGAACGAGCACCGGAUCGAAUUGGGAUUGGGGGGGAAAACGGGGAAAGCGAGAGCGCCGAUCGUACUUCUUACGCGAUAGAAAGGUUUUCCUAUAAAUAAUUGCUAGUAUUGAUAAGGCAGAAGGCAAUCCGCUUACGAAGGCGGUUUGCUCAGCAGCAAUAAUAAUCAAAUUAUUAUCUCUAUUCUUAUACAACCCACUUUUUUAAACGAAUUCUAGUGCGCUAAGAAAAUUGUUGAUUGUAUAUUUUUUUUAUAUAUUCGUGUUUCGAAAUUGUAUACAAAAAAAGAAGGCAAUUUAUUUAUCUUUUGGUAAAACAAGUGUAGUCGAAUGUUAAUAACAAACCUAAUCGAAAUGAAAUCUAAAACUGUUUUAGACUGAUCUGUGAAAUUAGCAACUACGACUCGGUCGAAAAUUUGCGGUUAAAUACGAAGCAAAGCAAAAAAAGAUAUAUUUAAACAAUCUGGGUAACGCAUCUGUGAAAGAAACAAACAAACAAAAUCAACAAUCAUUAUAGAUAUAGUUUUAGUCAAGUUAAAUGAAAAAUAUUACUUUUGUAUGGCAAGCGUUGCGUAGCAUCCUCCGACUCGAGGCGAUAGGCCUCUGUUAGAUCUUCAGUUUCUGGUGCAUUGUUUCAACCCACCAUAAUCAGUGAUUAUCUCGUUCAAAAUCUCAUCCUAAUCCUAAUCAGUGCGACAUUGUUUUAUCCGAAAACUUAAGCCAUCUACGAGUCCUUAUGAGCAUAUUAGCGAGUAGUAUUCGUACCUACCGCCUCAAAAAAAAAGUGUUGUCCCCCUAACUUCUACAGAUUAGGACAGAGUUCUAUAGAGACGGCCUUCUUCUCGAGUAGUCUAUGCAAUCAUGCAAGUAUUCCCGCGGAUUUCUAACAGCAGAUGUUUUGUUUUUCUAAAAGAAAACACUAACACAAUCAAACAUACUAAUCCUAAUAUAUUUCUAAUAUAUGGCAGCAAAAUAAAAAGAAACUUGCUGUAACAAAAAAUCCGACAGCAAAAAAAAAAAAAAAAGAAUUGAAAUAAAAAUCUUGCCUUACUAGAGAAUUGCUUAACAGCAGACCAAUCAAUACUUUAUAUCGUUUUGUACGUAACGUAAAAACUCAUUUGCUUAAAGCGCAACACACACUACGCUGGUCUUGCUUCGUGUUUCUAAUCCCGGUAUGUUUUAAUUAUUAUUUUAUUAUUCUUGUAGAUAUUUAUGAACCGCAGAUAAUUGGUUUAAAUAAAAUGAUGAAAAAACUUUCCAAUGUGA